Molecule: messenger RNA, 7771 nt
Organism: Hyalella azteca
Lineage: Eukaryota; Metazoa; Arthropoda; Malacostraca; Amphipoda; Hyalellidae
Exons: 18
Coding region: 1-7338 (2445 amino acids)
Cellular component (GO): membrane
Molecular function (GO): protein binding; calcium ion binding
Source: RefSeq, a predicted model, not a curated record
AUGAGCGUGACAUUUUCGACGCUGGUGCACGUGGUACCUGAGGUGACGAAUACAUGGGUAGCAACCGUGAGCUGUCCAUGCUACAACAUCGAGCCUUUCUUCACGGUGAACCUAACCUUCCCAAGUGCAGCUCAUCCUCCAUGGAAUCUCACCGUAGAAAUUGCCUACGAAGCGAACAUUACCGGUUCUACCUACCUCAGCGACAUCUUUGUUGCGCCUCGGGUGGAAACCUUCGGCACAUUCGACGGCGCCUCCCCAGGCGGGGCCAGCGGUGCCCCCAAGGAGCUAAAGCUGGGUUACUUGCUGCAGCCAACACGCGGCGGCAACUACACUCUGCACGUCAAACUUUCCAACGAAGUGUCCAACUCGUCGCUCAACCCUGUACAGAUCCAGGUAAUGGAAGGUAUUCGGGACGUGAGAGGAGUGGUCACGUGGGUAAUGAACGGGAUAGAACUACCUGGUACCGGGCCAGCUAAGGACAUCUAUGUUGCGAACUUGACAACCCUGGUCACUCCGAGCACCUUGACAGGUACGCCUCUGCAGUGGCGACUUUACAUUUUACCAACCAAGCAGGAGCAAAUCGUUGACUACGUUCCUGGCUAUAAAUUCAACCUCACCUACCCUGCGGUGGGGCCAGUAACGUUCAUCGUGGGCGCGUACAACACCAAGCAAGGCUGGGUGACGGGACCACCCAUUAACGUCACAUUUGUUGACAAAAUCGCUGGGUUCUCUUUAUCCGACGACGGAGCGCUGGGAUCAGUGAAUGUGUCGAAACCGGUGAUCUCAAACUUUGAGAUCCUUACCCCGAUUUCUUGCCUGAUGAUCAACUGGGGGGAUAACUCAACAGAAGAAACCUACGGAGACCAAGCCACGUGUUGGAUGGGGUUCCCGGAACUCCCCUUCAGAGGAACUAUCACCUCAAAUCAGAUCUUGAACCAUACUUACAUGCAGGAAGGCAUCUUCACGGUAUCGGGGCUCGCCUAUGACCUAAGUCUAAACGCACUGACGUCUCAGCUGGUUGUGGUGGUGGCUGACAUCCCCUGCAAGAUGCCCAACGUGAGCAUCGCGGACUCAGUAAAGCAGGUGUACAACGCGCCAACACAGAUCAAAAGUCUCCCUAUACGGGUCCAGUCGAACACCAUCAUCGAAUGCAACAGGACCGUCACUGUAAAACGAUACUGGACUGUAACAAUGGUCAACGGCACAACAGGCCAGGCGUUAGCAGAGAAGCCGAUAGAGGGAAUUGUUAGCUCUUGGAAUUACACGACACUUAUUCUGGAUGCUCUCUUUCUAGACAUCGGCUUCUACAAAUUCACAUACACUGUCGAUAUUCAGGCCAGCAAGAUAGUGUCGCUCGUGAGGAGUGACUUCACGUACUACCAGGUCAUUCGGAGUAACCUGAGCGCCAGCAUUCUUCCUGGUGGCAUCACGAGCACGAGUCGCGCGUUCAUGCAGAGCCUCGACCUCAAACCCGGCACGGAGAGCGUCGACCCCGACGAGCCCGGCGUGCCGUUCACGAACGUAAAAUGGUAUUGCCGACAAGUGCUGCCGUCUGCGGAAAAACUUCAGGUGGAUGCGAACAACUUUCCCCUUCCAGUCAACACGCAGCCCAUCCCAGACCCCAAGACGGCAGUCGGCAAAACUGGCGGAGGAUGCUUCGGCGUGGGCCCUGGCAUGCUUUCUUACAAUGGUUCGAUGCUGAGCUUCCAGGUUUCUUCAUUUUAUCUGGCCGACGCAACGUUCGAGUUCACGGUUGUCGUACAGAAGGAUGAGAGACGCGCUGCAGCCACUCUAGAGAUCAAAGUGGUGGCUCAACCGCCUCCUGAGGUGGCCAUCAGAUGUUCUGUGCCAAGUCUCUGCCUGAUGCAGAGCGAUGGUCAACUAGUGAACCCAGCGGUGCCUCUCACUCUUGUGGGCAACUGUACCAACUAUUGCACGACUACUCGCUACUACAGUUGGGAAGUCAAGAAACAAAACGGCGAUUACAUUGUCAUCGAUCAGCCGAACUGUGACUCGACCAAGACCAGCUGCUUGCAAAGUUUCGACUCGGGAACCGACGGUGUGACGGUCAGUAUCUCCCCUUCCAUGUUUGUGCUGAAUCCACUCUCAGAACAGUUCACCGUUCGCCUCACCAUCAUCACCUCCGACAACCGAAUCGGAUUCUCUCAAAUCUCGAUUAAGAAAAAUAAACCCCCCAUCGGCGGCAACUGCACCAUUUCAUCCGACAACGGCUAUUACUGUCUCAUGUCAAAAUUCAUGAUAUCGUGCGAUAAGUGGCAAGACCCUGAGGGGAUAGGAAUCGCCGCCUACAAUUUCUACUAUUUGGAACACACAAUUGAAGGGAAGACCGUCAAAGCAGCAAUGGCCAGUACUCAGCAGAUCAGCUUGUCUGCAGUUCUACCCUACGGAAAUUUCAGCCUGUACGUUGAAGUCUCUGACUCAUUCGGCGCGUUCACGUUGUGCUUCGUCAGUAAUGUUUCGACCAUCAUGCCAACUAAAGAGAUGGUGAAUGCCUAUAAUACGAGUGGAAUUUUGGCGUCUCUUUCCACAGCAGGUGACUCUAUUCAACUCACGAUGUUCAUCAAAGCAUUGAACUCUCUCACAGCAAAUGCCAACUGGAGUGACAUCUCAGACAACUCGUUCAAUCAAAAAAACCUAGAAGAGCAACAAGCUAUUUUAGCCGAACUAUCAGAUUCCAAGUCGCGCCAACUUCAAUCCCUAAAGAACUCUGCUCCUCCAUCCAGCAUCGCCGAAGUCAACGUGUUCUCCGAUGUUCUGGACAGCGUAGUGUCCGUUGUGUUGGGCAGUCAAGCUGGUUCUAUGACAGUUGGAUUAGAUGCUAGAGAAGAUUGCCUUACUUCAUUGGAAAAAACCGCGCACUCCUUGCCUGGAAUAACCGUUCGUUCAGCUUCCGAGUAUGAACAGUUCGUUAAAAGCUCCCUUAACGUAAUGACAGCUUUGAUGAAAGGUAUGAAUGCGAUUCUCGAAACUCAAGUACUCCUGCCACCCAAAGAUAUACAGGCUGCUGCCGACGGUGCAUUAGACUAUGACGGUGCUGUCCCUGAUGACCCAAACAUGGCAAUUCCAGACAAUGUUCAUGAUAUUUACAAGCAGAGUAUAAUGGAAAGUACCAAGAGACAAAGUAUUUCUCAGCUUAAGCGAAUGAAUGCUGUCGUUGAGACCAUUAAUACCCAAGUUUUAUCAAAACUAGUUACAGGCCAAACUUUCACGACACGUUCCGCCUCUGGUACUUCGAUUAAUAUCGCAAAAAUCGGAGAAGAAACCUUGAAAAAAGGGAGGACCAUUUUGUCUCCAAUUGAUCAAAAUAGUUCAGUCAUUCUACCUGAGAACUUUUGCCCUUCAAGCUUCAUAAAUGAAUAUUCGGACUGCCUUGAAGAAUUCGGAUUGAUGUUUUUGACGUGGCCUGUUAUCACUCACUUUCAUCCAGAAACUCGAACUUUAUUAGCUAGAUACUCUAGCAUAAUCGAGCUUGUGGUAACCAGCAACGACCUGCGGGUAAACGUCACGAACGCGACUAAACUGAUAAAUGUGGUAAUUCCCCGUGAUUCCGAUAUAUAUUUGAACCCUCUAAUGGUGAAUGUUAGCGAGAAUAUCAACAAAGCCGUUCCCCUGGUAUUUCAUUACUUCAAUAUCACUGCUCCGCAAGCUGGCUACAUGAUCGCUAUUCAGCCAUCAUCAACUGCCGAACGCCUCGUUCUGCUUGUUGCUCAUGAAAUGUUCCCCGUUCCCGGAAAGUUUCUCUUCAGCGGUUUAGUUGGAGAGUUGCCUUUCAUUGCUGAUUACCGCACUCUGUUUAUCGACUCGGACACGAACAACAACCGAACAGGGCGGUUUGUGGCUGGUAUUGGAAAACUUCUCAAUAAUGCUCACCCGUCAAAUUUUACUCGUAAAGACUUGGAUGAAAAAUUCGCUACGAAUUACCGGUUCAAAAUCACGAUUGUUGGUUGUUACUUCUAUGAUGAAACACAAACCCAAUGGUCAGCCAUGGGCUUGAAAGUGCUUGCCGCUAACGCAACCCAUACAAAAUGCGGUACCAACCAUCUUUCCCAGUUUGGAUCAGGAUUUUUACCGACUGUGAAUGAAGUGAAUUUUGACUUCUUAACAGCUAAUAUGGGCUUCAUAGAUAAUUCCACACUAUACAUAACUCUGAUAUUACUUUUCGUCUUGUUCAUCAUUGCAAUGAUUUGGGGCCAUUACAAGGACAAAAAAGAUGUUGAAAGGAGAGGUGUUAUUGCUUUGCCCGACAACAAACCUGAAGAUAAAUACAUUUAUGAAGUUACUUUCGUCACCGGCCCUGAUUCGGACGCUCCAUGUGAAUCUCAAAUAUAUUUCAUUGCAUCAGGUGAUUAUGACGAAACAGAAGUACGUUUCCUGCCCAAAGCAAACCCGAAUCUCUACCGUCGAUACGACAGGAACACAUUUGUAAUGACAACGUCUAGACCUCUUGGCCCUUUGCACUACCUUAGAGUUUUUCUAGACAAUAGAGGCAGGUUGCCGUACGACAGCUGGCAGCUUGAACGGGUUGUGUUCAGAGACCUCCAGAAGUUUGAGCAGUACACCUUCGAAACGAAUGCCUGGCUUGCCCUCAAUCGCGGUGAUGGGUUGGUUGACAGAACAUUCUUAUGCGCCAAUUACAACGAAGAUGUUUCUACUUUUUCGCAGAAGAUGUACGUCAAUGUAAAUCGAAACGCUAAUCAAGAUCAUAUUUGGAUGUCGGUAUUCUUGCGUCCAAUCGGCUCCCGCUACUGUCGAAAAGAAAGAAUCGUUGUGUGCGCGACGUUCCUAUUUGUUUCCAUGCUUCUCAAUGCGAUGUUCUAUGAGGUGGAAGGAGAGUCUCCAAUAGAUGCAUAUGCGUUCGUUGGCCCCGUUCCAAUUUCUCUGUCUCAAAUGUUCAAAGGCAUGAUUGCGAUCAUGCUGUUACUCCCAUUUACGUCGCUACUUGGAGCUGUAUUCAAACGAGCUCGUCCAAGGAAAAACAUUCGUUGUCAAGCUCUAGAUGCCAUCGAAAAGCAAAGAAAAAAGCAAUAUAUUGCAAAAGGAUUGCCAGAAGAAGAUGCUACAGAAAAGUCAAAAGUAAGUGAAAAGAAUGAAGAAGAACCCAAACCAAAGGUUAAACCUGCAUUAAAAUGUCUUCCGUGGUGGACGAGGCCACUUGGAUGGGUUGCUUGUGCUGUGGCUAUGGCAGGGUCCGUGUUCAUCGUUUGGAGUUAUGGAAUUACUUGGGGAGAGAUAACAACCGUCAAAUGGUUUUCUUCGUUCUUCACUACCUUCUUGGUGUCAAUUCUGGUGAGCCAAUGGCUGAAGGUGGCGUUUGCUUCGUGCUUGGGCAGCAUUUGUUGUUCUCCUAACCACUCUGUUGAGGACAUUGACUGCGAUGAAAAACUUCCUCAACUAAAGGAAGAUGAAACAUGGGCUUUCAUGAGUCCCUUGGACCCGUCCACCGUGAGGAAGGUUCACAGAGUCAUUGGCGCUACCCACGAUGUUGACAAGACGAACAAGUUGAGCGUUAAACUCACCAAAAAUCGAGACAUGAAAUUCAUCGUUCGAGGGAUCAUAAUUUAUUGCGUAUUCCUCGCUGUGCUCUUCAUAAUCGUUAACGACAAGACGGACUACAACGCCUUCCUGCUGCAAGAUAAUUUCAAAACGGUCUUCAUUGACAGGCCAUAUUUUUCACGCGGGCGCCUGUACGAGCUGCGCAACACGGACCAGUUUUGGCGCUAUGCAAAGUCCACGAUUAUGAGCUUAACGCGAGCGCAGCGCUGGUACAACGGUAAGACGCCCUAUGGCCUACGAGGCUUCUUGGAUGACAGGGCCAACCGCAUGGUAGGAUACCCCAUCCUACGGCAGAUACGCAACUCCCGCUUCGUCUGCUCGGUACCGUACCCGAUGAACGAGACUAUUGAAGAAUGCACAGGUAUGAGGAACCUUCUCUUGGAAGAUGACCAGGAUUACUGUGCUAGUUGGGUGCUUGAUGAUCCCUCUAGUGCCUCAUGCAAGUACCCUGAGUUCAGGUAUCAAACAGCAAGCGAACUAAAAACCUUCACAACUGUGGGUCGACUUGGAACUUAUGGAGCUGGUGGAUACGUUAUCAGACUUAAUGGCAAUCAAGAUGAUGUUAUUGCGAGGCUAGAUCAGCUCCAAAAAGUUCAAUGGAUUGACAAGCGAUCGCGAGCUGUGUUCCUGGAGUUCUCUGUGUACAACGCCAAUGUGAACUUAUUCAUGACGUGUGUGAUUUUGUUCGAGAUCAACGAAGGUGGUGGGAUGAUCACAAAAUGGAGGUUCGAGCCUGUUCGACUUCUCCGACUUGAGAGUAGCUUAAGCGAUAACCUCGUACGUUUUUGCGAGCUUUUGUUCGUCGGGUCAACAGUUUUCUUCACCCUGAGGCAGCUGUGGGAAAUAAAGAAACAAAGGUGCGGCUACUUCUUCAAGUACUGGAACAUUGCAGAACUCCUUCUGGUGUCGUUUUCUUGGGUGGAAAUUGCCUUGUACAUUUACAAGAUGCUCCUCACUCUCGAAAUUGCCGAUGAGUUCAAUCAAACAAAAGGAAACGCUUAUCUGCGAAUGGACCAGCCAGUUUUGGUGGACCAAUAUUAUACGUGCAUUCUUGGCAUUAUUAUGUUUAUAUCCUUGCUCAAACUCAUUAAACUCAUGCAGUUCAACAAAAGGAUGGACGUGCUGGCACUCACCAUUUCAUUGUGUUGGGAUGAGCUGUCGUAUUUUCUCAUUGCUUUUGUAAUCAUAUUCUUCGCAUUCAGCUGCCUCUUCUUCUUCAUCUUCUUUUUGAAUUUACCAGAAUUCAGUUCAAUUCUCUCUGCUGUCCAGACAAGCUUCUCAAUGAUGCUCGGUAAAUUCGACUUCGAUCAAAUGCAACAGGCAAACUCGCUGUCACCUCUCCUAUUCUUCGUCUUUUCAGUAAUGAAUAGCAUGAUUCUUGUCAACAUAAUGCUUGUUAUAAUCUUGAAAGCCUUCAACGAAGUCAAAGUGGAUCUGAGUAAAAGAGAGAACCCCUACGAGGUCAUGGACUACAUGUGGGAUACUUUCAAGAAGACCCUUGUCCUCCAGCCCAACGAAAUCAACCAAGUUCACGUGAAUCUGAACAUGAGAGAUCAUGUUGUCAAAUAUGCUGGUGGUGAUGGCGAUUUGUCAGACAAGUUGGGGCAGCUGCUGCAGCACGUCAACAACGUUUACUUCGACGGCAAGCUUGACGUCUCUAACUCGCGUGCGAUGAAGGCAGCCCUCGGCGCGGACGCUCAGAAGAGGCGGAUGCCCGUCUUCCAACACGACGCAAAGCCCAGGACCAUCUUCUUCAGCGACUAAAGUCGCACUGACUGGCGAUGCAAGAAAUUGUGCUUGUUUAUUGAAUUGUGCCUUUAGGCAGAGAUUGGACACUACUUUUGAAAAACAAAAACUUUUAAAAAUCAUUCCAUGUGAGGUUUCAGUCACCCGCAUGAAAUAAAAUUAAAUGUGCCCUACUAUCGAAAUCUUAAGUAUGAAUUGUCUGAGAAAGAUGCGCAUCAAAUUACCUGAGACGCAAUGCGUACAAUUCAUAUUAAGAUACAGUAUUAUUUUAAAUGAUGAGCCCAAGUUAAUAAAUUCGUUUUUAUUUAACUAUAAAUUUAAACUGAAUAAUUUAUACAUCAAUGGAAUGAGAAGAAUUCCAUUUUUUCACACAUUUAUGAAUGUUGAAUAUGUCCCCCCUAUGCUGCACGGUAAACAUCUCUAAACGGUAGCCAAACUCUUCCCACACACG